UUUUUCCUACUUUACCUUUGACAGUCCUUGAGUGGCACUCUGGAUUCUUCAUCUCCCCAUGAAUAAACUGUAUUCCAGAAGGGAAACCAGCUUCUGGAAGACAAGCUGCUUCUGAUAGAUAACAAAACAAGAAGAAGGAAAAAAAAAUAGAGAAACCCAAAAGAAAAAGGUGGCCACCAUGCAGGUGUCUUUUGUGUGUUCAGAACAUAGCCUGAAGGGCCGAGGUGCUGAAGACCGACUUGGUCGGCAGAAUGCCGGCAGCCCCAGCCUGGGCACCAGGAGCAAGUUCCGGGCAGUGGCCAUGGUGGCCCGGAGCCUGGGACAGCUGUCUGUGCACAACGUUCCUCCAUCCAGCGACCCCAACAUGAAGCAGCCUGGGAUGAAAUAUAGGAAUCUAGGAAAGUCCGGAUUGCGUGUCUCCUGCCUGGGUCUCGGAACAUGGGUGACCUUUGGAGGCCAGAUCACCGAUGAGAUGGCAGAACAGCUGAUGACCUUGGCUUAUGAUAACGGAAUCAACCUGUUUGAUACAGCCGAAGUCUAUGCUGCUGGAAAAGCUGAAGUCGUACUGGGAAAUAUCAUUAAGAAGAAGGGAUGGAGACGAUCUAGCCUGGUCAUUACAACCAAAAUCUUCUGGGGAGGAAAAGCAGAGACUGAGAGAGGCCUAUCCAGAAAACACAUAAUAGAAGGUCUGAAAGCCUCUUUGGAGCGGCUACAGUUAGAGUACGUGGACGUGGUAUUUGCCAACAGACCCGACCCUAACACUCCUAUGGAAGAGACCGUCCGAGCCAUGACGCACGUCAUCAACCAAGGAAUGGCCAUGUACUGGGGUACAUCCCGCUGGAGCUCCAUGGAGAUAAUGGAGGCCUAUUCAGUGGCUCGGCAAUUUAACCUAAUCCCACCAAUCUGCGAACAAGCAGAAUAUCACAUGUUCCAGAGGGAGAAGGUGGAGGUGCAGCUCCCAGAGUUAUUCCACAAGAUAGGUGUGGGCGCAAUGACCUGGUCCCCUCUCGCAUGUGGAAUUGUUUCUGGAAAAUAUGACAGUGGGAUUCCGCCCUAUUCAAGGGCCUCACUGAAGGGUUGGAGAUGGGGAACAAAAGAAAAGACACAAGAUGGCUAACAAGAAGAUGGCAGGGCGGAGAGAGUGCCUGUUACGGAACUUUCUCCUCUUCCCCUUUGGUGUCCCCCAGCCUGGUGUCUGCGGAACGAGGGCGUCAGCUCCGUGUUGCUGGGAGCUUCUAACGCGGACCAGCUAAUGGAGAACAUCGGUGCGAUACAGGUUCUUCCCAAAUUGUCGUCUUCCAUCAUCCAUGAGAUUGAUAGUAUUUUGGGCAAUAAACCCUACAGCAAAAAGGAUUACCGAUCCUAACCCUCCCUUCGUCCCUCCCUUCCCACCCGGACCUGCUUGGACAUUACUUUUCCCCUCCUACCUAGUCUCCUGUUCGUUUGCUUAAGCUGUUACUGAAGCAAGGCAAUGUGCUUUUGCAUCCAAGAAUACGUGUCGAGAUGUCGCAGGGAAGAUCUUCCAGAUGUUGCUGUGAGACCACAUAACGCUGCUUUACUAUAAUAAAGUUUAUUUCGUGCUCAAGAAACGGUCCAGGUGAGGAAGGCUCCCCCAGCGUGCU
Molecule: messenger RNA, 1622 nt
Organism: Gracilinanus agilis (Agile Gracile Mouse Opossum)
Lineage: Eukaryota; Metazoa; Chordata; Mammalia; Didelphimorphia; Didelphidae
Gene: KCNAB2
Product: potassium voltage-gated channel subfamily A regulatory beta subunit 2
Exons: 15
Biological process (GO): regulation of action potential; potassium ion transport; regulation of potassium ion transmembrane transport
Cellular component (GO): membrane; juxtaparanode region of axon; cytoplasm
Molecular function (GO): voltage-gated potassium channel activity; potassium channel regulator activity; transmembrane transporter binding
Source: RefSeq, a predicted model, not a curated record